GGCGUGGCCGGGGGCGUGGCCGGGGGCCAUGGGGGAGCUGAGCGAGCUGGACCGGCAGAUCGAGCAGCUGCGGCGCUGCGAGCUCAUCAAGGAGAGCGAGGUCAAGGCCCUGUGUGCCAAGGCCAGGGAGAUCCUGGUGGAGGAGAGCAACGUGCAGAGGGUGGAUUCGCCCGUCACCGUGUGUGGUGACAUUCACGGGCAGUUCUACGACCUCAAGGAGCUGUUCAGGGUGGGGGGCGAUGUCCCCGAGACCAAUUACCUGUUCAUGGGCGACUUCGUGGAUCGUGGCUUCUACAGCGUGGAGACCUUCCUGCUGCUGCUGGCCCUCAAGGUGCGCUACCCCGACCGCAUCACCCUGAUCCGGGGCAACCACGAGAGCCGCCAGAUCACGCAGGUUUACGGCUUCUACGACGAGUGUCUGCGCAAGUACGGCUCCGUCACCGUGUGGCGCUACUGCACCGAGAUCUUCGACUACCUCAGCCUCUCGGCCAUCAUCGACGGCAAGAUCUUCUGUGUGCACGGGGGCCUGUCGCCCUCCAUCCAGACACUGGACCAGAUCCGCACCAUCGACCGCAAGCAGGAGGUGCCCCACGACGGGCCCAUGUGCGACCUGCUCUGGUCCGACCCCGAGGACACGACGGGCUGGGGCGUGUCCCCGCGGGGCGCCGGGUACCUGUUCGGCAGCGACGUGGUGGCUCAGUUCAACGCCUCCAACGACAUCGACAUGAUCUGCAGGGCCCAUCAGCUGGUGAUGGAGGGCUACAAGUGGCACUUCAACGAGACCGUGCUCACCGUCUGGUCGGCCCCCAACUACUGCUACCGGUGUGGGAACGUGGCUGCCAUCCUGGAGCUGGACGAGCACCUGCAGAAGGAGUUCAUCAUCUUUGAGGCGGCGCCGCAGGAGACACGUGGGAUCCCCUCCAAGAAGCCCGUGGCCGACUACUUCCUGUGACCCCCUGCCCGGGGCCACCUGCGGCCACCACGGGGCUAGUGGGACCAGUAGGGGAUGGGAGGUGGCUACUGGACCCUUUGUGAGGUGGCCACAGCUGGUGGCACCUGGGGAGAGUUGGUGGUGACACCAUGUUCCUCAUCCCUUCCUUGGCCACCAUGAGGUCACUCGAGGCUCCUGUGGCCACCUGAGGUCACCCAGUGGCCACUGGGACCAGUAGGGGAUGAGGGGUGGCUACUGGACCCUCUGUGAGGUGGCCACAGCUGGUGGCACCUGGGGAGGGUUGGAAGUGCCACCAUGUUCCUCAUCCCUUCCUUGGCCACCAUGAGGUCACUCGAGGCUCCUGUGGCCACCUUGGGGCUCCUGUGGCCACCUGAGGUCACCCAGUGGCUACUGGGACCAGUAGGGGAUGGGAGGUGGCCACUGGACCCUCUGUGAGGUGGCCACGGCUGGUGGCAUCUGGGUGGGGUUGGGAGUUGCCCCAUUCCUUGUCCCCUCUGUGGCCACCAGAAGCCACCAACCCCCUCCCAGUGGCCACCCCAUGACCUUUGGUGACCUCCCAUGACCUUUGGUGACCCCUCAUGACCCCUGGGGACUUUUGGGGCCCCCCUGUAACCCCACAUGACCUUUGGUGUCCUCCCAUGACCUCUGAUGACCUUUGGGGUCUCCCUGUGACCCCCCAGUGACCUCUGGUGUCUUUUGGGGUCCCCCAUGACCCCUGCUGACCUUUGACAACCCCCCCAUAGCCCCCGAUGACCUUUGGGGCCCCCCAUGAGCUUUGGGGACCCCACAUGACCUUUGAUGACCCCCCGUGACCUCUGGUAACCUUUGACGACCCCCAUGACCUCUGGUGACCUUUGGUGACCCCCAGUGACCUCUGGUGACUUUUAGGGUCCCCCAUGACCUCUCAUGAUCUUUGGGGUCCCCCAUGACCUCUGGUGACUUUUGGGGUCCCCUAUGGCCCCUCGUGUCCCCUGGUGACCUUUGGGGCUCCCUGUGACCCCCAGUGACCUUUGGCGACCCCCAGUGACCUCUGGUGACUUUUAGGGUCCCCCAUGACCUUUGGGGUCCCCUAUGGCCCCUUGUGUCCCCUGGUGACCUCUGGGGUCCCCCAUGACCUCUGGUGACCUCUGGGGUCCCCCAUGACCCCCAGUGACCUCUGGCGACCUUUGGGGUCCCCCAUGACCUCUGGUGACCUUUGGGGCUCCCUGUGACCUUUGGCGACCCCCCCGGUGACCUCUGGUGACCCCCCCCGGGGCCCCUCCCCUCCCCC
Molecule: messenger RNA, 2222 nt
Organism: Colius striatus (speckled mousebird)
Lineage: Eukaryota; Metazoa; Chordata; Aves; Coliiformes; Coliidae
Gene: PPP4C
Product: protein phosphatase 4 catalytic subunit
Exons: 8
Coding region: 29-952 (307 amino acids)
Biological process (GO): double-strand break repair via homologous recombination; peptidyl-serine dephosphorylation
Cellular component (GO): cytoplasm; nucleus
Molecular function (GO): protein serine/threonine phosphatase activity
Source: RefSeq, a predicted model, not a curated record